CACUCAGACGCGGCCAAGAAUGUUGAACAGCGCCGGGUGGGCUUGAAGUUUUGGGUGGGCUGGGUUAUCUGUGAAUUCGCUGCAACCCAAGGCAGGUUGGAAAAUGCAGCGGCAGUACCUCUGUCUGCCAUGGUCACUUUUUAUGCGGUUAGUUUUGAUGGUUUCUAUUUGUUACUGUGAGCCAAUGAAAGAGGAAGUAAGUGCAGAGAGAAGUUUGGUCUGGGGGCCGGGUCUGAGGGCUGAUGUUGUGCUGCCGGUUCGAUAUUUCUAUAUCCAGGCAGUGAGCAACACGGGAGAAAAUAUCACCUCAUCCCCUGGCAGCAAUACUUUCAGUGUUACGGUCAAGGUGCUAAACACCAGAGAACAUGUUCGCCGAUAUGUACCAACGCCCUUGGAUCGAAAUGAUGGAUCAUUUCUGAUGAGGUAUCGAAUGUAUGGAAGUGCCAUUGAGGGGAUAAAGAUUGAAGUAUUUCAUCAAGGUCAACAUGUAGGCCAGUCACCGUAUAUCUUAAAAGGCCCUGUUUAUCAUGAGUACUGUUACUGCCCAGAAGAGGAUCCUGAAAAAUGGCAAGCUACUCUCUCAUGUCCUGCAAAAGAAGAACAAAUUUCUAGUGACUUUGAUAAUUUUCCCAGUAUAAACCUUUCACUCCUGCUGGAGCAAGUGCCAAAUAGAUUUGGUGAUCGAGGAAUUGUUCACUACACUAUAUUAAAUAACCUGAUUUAUCGACGAACCAUGGGACGGUACACAGACUUCAAAAUGUUUUCCGAUGAAAUGCUUCUUUCUUUAGCAAGGAAAGUUCACUUACCCAAUGUUGAGUUCUAUAUAAAUGUUGGAGAUUGGCCACUGGAAACUCGUAAAAUAAAAGAUAGCCCACUGCCUAUCAUUUCUUGGUGUGGCUCAGAAGAUACUGCCGAUAUUGUUCUUCCAACAUAUGAUAUCACACGCUCUACAUUAGAAACACUGCGUGGUGUAACAAAUGACCUACUUUCUAUCCAAGGACAGACUGGUCCCUCCUGGAGCAAUAAAACACAGCAAGCAUUUUGGAGAGGCAGAGACAGCAGUGAGGAGAGACUCAGACUAGUAAGGAUUUCCAGAAAGAAUCGGGAUCUUUUGGAUGCUGGAAUAACUGCGUAUUUCUUUUUUCGUGAAGAAGAGAAAGCUCUAGGAAAAGCCCAACUUAUCAGUUUCUUUGACUUCUUUAAGUAUAAAUAUCAAGUGAAUGUGGAUGGUACCGUGGCAGCAUAUAGGUUCCCGUACCUUAUGUUGGGUGACAGCCUUGUAUUGAAACAGGAUUCGAAAUACUAUGAGCACUUCUACAAAUCUCUAAAACCAUGGAUACAUUAUAUUCCAGUGAAGAGAGAUCUGAGUGACCUUAUAGAAAAGAUUAAGUGGGUGAAGGACAAUGAUGCCGAAGCACAGAAAAUUGCCAGAUCAGGGCAGGUUCUUGCUCGAGACCUUCUACAACCUUCAAGUCUUUACUGUUACUAUUACAAAGUCUUACAGGAGUAUGCUAGGCGACAGACGACUAAACCUGAAAUUCAGGAAGGAAUGGAGCACGUUCUACAGCCGUCUGACCAUGAAUCUAUAUGUAACUGCAAAGGAGCUACCAGUGUAAAGGAAGAACUGUAACUGUAAUCAAUAUUAUUGCUUGUUUUUAUUUUGUAUGCUUUAUUGAAAAAUAAUUCUUUCUUGGACCAUUUCUAGAAAGGGCCUGGGGUAAUGUAUAUUUUAAACAUGAACUAAAAUUCACUACACUCAGCUUUUGUGUAUAAUGUUAAUUCAGCCCUUGCGGCUUCAAGUUGACAAAAUGAAAUGUGAAAUUAAAAAGUAAACAUUGCAGAAAUAAUGUACUGAAGUUUGUAAUUUAAACUUAGCAGUUAUUUGAGCUAUAAUUUGUAACUGAAGAUAUACUUCAUCUGGUUUGAUUUGUCAGUAGGCACAAUGUUGCAUUUAGUCUGUUGACACAUUUGACGAAAUAUUAGAAUCUGAUUUUGUUUCUUUAGUAAUAGAGCAACUUUCAGAACCAAUUUACUUCAGUACAUGCUUUCUGCAUAUAUAUAUAAAUAUAUUAUAUAUAUGAGAGUUUUUUGUAAACUACAAGUCUAAUGUACUCGCCCCAGAGAACUGUUUAUAUUAAAUAUGUGCUGAAACUUGCAAGAAAUAUUGUACUUUAUGUUUGUAAAGUAAAUUAAAGAUUCAGUGUGACUAUUCACAGAGGGAAUAUAAUGAAUUAUGUUUCAAAAUUACAGAUUCAAGUUUUGAUUUGCUAUGCUAUCAAAUUAUUCAUCCUUAGGGCUAGAAAUAAUUAUUUAAAUAAUUGGCAAAGAUUUUCAAGGGAGAUCAUAGUGACUGCCUUAUAUAUAUUGUGUUUUUGUGUGUAUGACUGUGUGUCUAUAUAUAAAAUACAUGCGAUGAACAGUUUCUGUUUCUUAAAUGACAGCAAGGAUGGGAUUUAGAUCUAGAUACAGUCAAGGGUGCAAAUUUGAGUGAAUCUAGCAAAUUGCAUCUAAUUAGCCAUUGUUUAACCUCCCCAUGCUUAAAUUUAUGUGCAAGGAUAAAUUGCACAUUGUAUAUUGAAUGAAAAGUAAUAUUAUUACCCAAAGGCAUGAAAAGUAAAUGAGAAUUCAAAGUUAUGUUUUCAAUUACAUUAGCCAUGGACCUAAAGGUAGAGCAGUUUUAAGUAUUCAAGUGUCCUAUUCCUGUUCCAAUUCAUGUAUUUUAUAGUUGGAAAUAACAAGGCAUCUGGGACUUUCAGUUUCAUAAAUAGCGAUAGAGAGUGUAUGAGGAACGAGAUCAUAGAAAAGUUGAUGCACCUGGAAAAAUUAAGUGUGAGCUGACAAUUCAGUGUCAAUUCAGUGAAUUCUGUCUCAGCACUCCUUUGCAGCAGUGCUACAAAUCUAAUUUCAAAUUCCUUUCAGUCCUUGCCUUUUAAGAGCACAAGAUGAUUGUUAAAUUCUGAAAUAAAAACUGAAGGUAUAUUUAAAAUGGGACAUUAAUGGCUCUAUACUAAAUUAUUUUGAGAUGCCCCUUUGUUCUGUAUUUAAUUAUCUUCCUAUUCUUCCACCCAGAAUGUCUCCCCUCAUUGCUCUCAAUCUAGUCCGAUUUCCAUCCACUGCCAACUCUAUCUCAUUUCUGCCUCCAAAUUAUUUUAUACAGUCAGAAUCAAGUAGGGAGCUUCUCGCUGGUGCCAGAUUCUUUGUAAGUCCAUUUGCAGUUUUUGAUUUAACUGCAGGGAAAAUGGAAGUUUUGAGAAGAUUUUGGCAGCUAAACCCAAGACAUAUUUAAAUAUUUGAUUAUUUUAGGGUUCCUAAAUCUGGGGUAAAAAAGAGACGGAGAAAAUUUCACUUGUAGUGCUUUCAAACACACAAUGCUGGAGGAGCUAAACAGGUCAGACAGCAUCUGUGGGGAUACGUAAAGACCCAACAUCUCAGGCUGAGACACAUCACCAGGUCUGAGAAGGAAGAAGCCAGAAGAAAGAAGGUGGGGAAACAGAAGGAGUACAACCUGGAAUGUGAUCGGUGAAACCAGGUACCAGGUGAGGGGGAAGGCAGGUAGGUGAGAAGGGGAAAUGAAGUGAGACACUGGGAGGUGAUAGGUCAGAAAGGUAAAGGGCUGAAGAAAAAGGGAUCUGAUAAGAAGGGAGAGUGGUCCAUGGGAGAAAGGAAAGGAGGAAGGGCAGCAGAGGGAGGUGAUAAGUAGGGUGAGGAAAAAAGAAUGCUUAAAAAGGGAAGAAGAAUAGGGAAUGGUAAAAGAGAGAAGGGGAGGGGGAGAAAUUUCCAGAGGUUAGGUAAGUCAAUGUUCAUGCCUGACCCACUGGGUUCCUCCAUCAUUUUGUGUAUGUUACUCUAGAUUUCCAGCAUCUGCUGAAUCUCUUGUGUAUAAAAAUUAUGCUGCUUUCAAAACCUUUCAGACCACAAGACAUAGGAGCAGAAUAAGGGCAUUCAGCUCAGCAAGUCUUCUCUGUCACUCCAUCAUGGCAGAUUUAUUAUGUUUUUUUUGUUAUAAUAUAUUAUCCCCCUCAACCCCAUUCUCCCGCUUUCGCCCCCCCCCCUUUGACACCCCUACUAAUCAAGGACCCAUCAACCUCCGCUUUAAAUAUACCCAAUGACUUGGCCUGCUCAGCUGUCUGUGGCAUUGAAUUACAGAGUCAUCACCCUCUGUCAAAAGAAAUUUCUCAUCUCUGUUCGAAAGGGGCAUCCUUCUAUUCUGAGGCUGUGCCCUCUGGUCCUAGACUUGCCCACUUUAGGUAACAUCUUCUCCAUAUCCACUCUAUCCAAGUAUUUCAAUAUUCAAUAGGUUUCAAUGAGAUUUCCCCCUCAUUCUUCUAAACUCCAGUGAGUACAGACACCGAGCCAUCAAACACUACUCAUAUGUUAACCUGUUCAUUCCUGUGAACCUCCUUUGGACCCUCUCCAAUACCAACAUAUCCUUUCUUAGAGGCCCAAAACUGCUCAAAGUACUCUAUACUGUCUGACCAAUGCCUGAUAAAGCCUCAGUACUAGAUCCUUGCUUUUAUAUUCUAGCACUCUCAAAAUGAAUGCUAACAUUGUAUUUGCCUUCCUUGCCACCAAUUCAACAUGCAAGUUAACAUUUGGGGAAUCCUGCAUUGCAUUGGGACUCCCAAGUCUCUUUGCACCUCUAGCUUCUGAAUUUUCUGCCCAUUUAGAAAAUAAUCUACACCUUUAUUCCUUCUACCAAAGUGCAUGACCAUACACUUCCCUACACUAUAUUCCAUCUACUACUUUGCCCAUUGUCCUAAUCUGUCAAGUUCUUACUGAGAUAUAUAAAUAUAUAUAAAUAAUAAUAACGUGGGAGGAUAAAAGCUGUCACACUAAUUAGACUACAGCACUAAUCAGAAGCAGCCAACCAGAAAAGGUCCCCUUUAUUGCCAUUCCUUACCUCCUGUCAGUCAGCUGAUCUUCUAUCCAUUGCCAGUAUCUUUUCUGUAAUACCAUGCCUGUUACCUUGUUUAGCAGCCUCAUGUGCAGCACCUUGUCGAGGGCCUUCUGAAAGACCAAAUAUACAAUAUCAAAUGACUCUCCUUUGUUUAUCUUACCCACUAUCCUUAAAAGCCACACAGACAGCAUGUUGAGAACAUAGUGAUUCUUUGCAAUUCACAAAAAUGGCACCAUUUUUGGUUGAUAAGUUUUAAACACCACUGAUCUAAUUAUCAUAAUAUCAAUUUCCCUAUUAUCCUACACUUUGUAUAAAUUAAAACUUGUAUUAAAUCUAGAGUCACAAAAAUAUGUCAUGAGAGUGGAAGGUGCUCUUUGUUAGUAGUAGACAGACAUUAGGUAGUAGAUCUUGGAGGAAUGUGAUAGUGUUUCUGUCCACCUGUUACUCAUCUAGGUUACAAAUUUCAUGGGUUGGGAAGUAUGGUUUUAAAUGGUGCACAGUGUGGACAUGCGCUUUAAUUGAGUGGCAAUAUCCAUUGUCAGGUUCCUUCAAGAUCUGCUGUGAUUCAAUUGUUGUUAAUAGUGACUGUACAAGAACACAAAAUAAAAUGCCUUUACACGUUAGCAAGUAGAAGAUGAAAACUGCUGAACUGUGGGUGUUGUUUUUAUGUAAUGCUUUUGUAAGUUGAAUGGUGUCAUAGAAACUCACAGACUGGGAUAAUAUAACUAACUAUAAUGGAUGCAAAAAUAAGAGAUUUGGGGAAAUGUUUUAUUUUCUGAAGCUUUAGAACAACUUGUAUUGCAAUGAUUCAGUAUUUUUGUGCUUGCACCAGUUGUGUAUUGCAGAUUUAGAUGACAUCUUUUAACGGUUCAGUUGAACAAUAGAUUGUACAUGUUAAGGAGAUGCAGCACAUUUUAUUGGAAAUUACAUCAUAGAAGGAAAGAAGUCGUCCAUUUGCUCGUGGGUAGAUGCCAAGAUGUACAAGUUGGCUCCUGCCAAACUAGGAGAUAAAGUAUCAGGCACUCCUUCAGGAUGUGUGCUUAGCCCACUGCUCUUCUCUGUCCACUCAUGACUGAGUGGCGAAGCACAGCUCAGAUGCCGUCUAUGACUCGCAGAUGACACCACUGUUGUUGGUAAAUGGUGAUGAGGAGGCAGACAGAAGCAAGGUAGUUCAGCUGGCUGUGUGGUGUCAUAAUAUCAAUCUCGUACCCAAUGUCAGCAAGACCAGGGAUUUGAUCGUGGGCUUCAGGGAGGGGAGUGGGAAAGCACACUGCUCCUCACUGAGGGGCUUCAAGUUCUAGGGCAUCAGCAUCGCAGAGAAUCUACCCUGGGUCCAACACAUUGAUGCACUGAUACAGGCGGCAUUCAAGCAGCUGUUUCCUUAGGAGUUCAAGUCACCAAAUACUCCUGAAAAUGUCUAUCAAUGAGAACUACUUCAUUAUCCCUUUCUUCAUGCUGUUUAGUUUGUAACUUGUAAUUUUUGUUUAUGCACUGUACUUCUGCCACAGAACA
This is a messenger RNA of Mobula hypostoma (lesser devil ray), 6409 nucleotides long. RefSeq names its product protein O-glucosyltransferase 3 (gene poglut3). Lineage: Eukaryota; Metazoa; Chordata; Chondrichthyes; Myliobatiformes; Myliobatidae. Gene Ontology annotation, molecular function: glucosyltransferase activity. Gene Ontology annotation, cellular component: endomembrane system. The coding region runs from base 104 to 1630 and encodes 508 amino acids. The record is from RefSeq and is a predicted model, not a curated record. The transcript is spliced from 8 exons.